AUGGCAGCUUUCACUCCCAUCAACCGCACAGAUGUAGUUGCGAACCCUUACUCUGCUCACCUCACUGCCCAAGAUGUGGACGGUGAGCUAGACGCCGCCACGUCUUCGUCCACGGAUCACAAGUCUGUCGCAUCACAGUACCUUGGCCGUGGGAAUACGAAAGUCGCAGACACGCCCGUCAAGCAGCACAGCGGCCCAUUGCGAGGCCGAGGAGCGAAGAAGACGAAUAACAAAGGCACAAUGGCGCCAGGCGACGACACCAGUGAACCGCCGGCCAAGCGACCGAGGAUCAGUCAAUUAUCUGACAGCAUAACCGAAGCUACCACAGGCGACAAGGACGGUAUUGGACGAAAGCCGACACUCACGCUGACACCAGACGAAGACUUGAUCGACCUACCAGACGUCCCGGAAGGCGAGAUUGCCGAACUCAUGCAAGCGGCAGAAUCAAAAGUAGAGCAGCCGCGCCGGUCGCCAUCCCGUAAUCUGGCCAGCACGGGUUCUUCCACGGAUGUCGACGGGGACGUGCCUCGAAUCCAGGACCAACAGGACUUGCUCGAUCCACACAAGCCAACUCAAGCUAGCGUCAGGAAGCCCAUCGUACGGAUGCCGUUCCCGUCAUCAUUACUCGACCGCCCGGCGAUUCACGGUGCCUCGAGCAGCACGCUACUGCGUACGUGUUUCCGUGUGGGGGAAGCACUGAACGUCGGGGCGCAGGCAGUCCGAGCCGGCCAGGACGUGAUUCUGGAGCUCUACGCACGUGUGGUGUCUUCGUAUCGAGCGAACAAGGUGGAUGGCGUGCAGUCAUUUGUGUUCAACGACCUCUAUCACGAUCGUCCGCCCCACGUGGAGGGGUCUUUCGAGCUGUGGCGGGAUAGCGAGCUGUGGAAUGCAGACAGCAGCGCCUUCCUGGAGCCAAAGCAGGGCGGGAUCAUGUGCAGAGUGAUUGCGAGGAUGAAGAGGGAUGCGGAAAGGGGGAAGUGGAGGCUGGAGGUGCUGAAUGUGUGGGAAGCGAACUGGGAAGACGUGGAACAUGUUGCUGGCAUCUACGCGCGAGAUCUGGCCGACAGGGAUGCCUGA
Neohortaea acidophila is the source of this 1077-nucleotide messenger RNA. RefSeq lists its product as uncharacterized. The record is from RefSeq and is a predicted model, not a curated record. The coding region runs from base 1 to 1077 and encodes 358 amino acids. The transcript has 3 exons. Lineage: Eukaryota; Fungi; Ascomycota; Dothideomycetes; Mycosphaerellales; Teratosphaeriaceae.